Molecule: messenger RNA, 7014 nt
Organism: Wasmannia auropunctata (little fire ant)
Lineage: Eukaryota; Metazoa; Arthropoda; Insecta; Hymenoptera; Formicidae
Exons: 5
Coding region: 2471-4603 (710 amino acids)
Source: RefSeq, a predicted model, not a curated record
CAUCACGUGUACGGAGAGGCUUACAUUGCAGAAAAUUAUGGGGAUUAACUUUCAAAAACGAAAGAAUUAUAUUGCGUAAAAACAUUUGCGAAAAUGUUUUUUGUACGUACAUCGUGUAAUCUAGAAAUGCCAUGUACAGUUUAUACAUCCUACACAUUAUAUCACUUCAAUGAUAAAAAAUAAUAUUGUCCCGCUUCGGGAUUGAUUCUGGCAAACUGUGUAUUGUGCACUGGUCUAGCCGCGUCUCUUGUCCGCACGCCGGAGAAACGCGCGUGCUCCGCUAUCGACCAGGAAUUCUGGUCCUCCUCCACGUCUCGUCACUUCUCGCCCAGUCUCGGUCCGCCGCGGCGUCCGCACGCACUCUCGGCUAAAUCCCAGCUUGCCGGGGCGCGGCAACGCCUGCCGAAGCAUCCCCGAGGAUCGGUCGUUGAACGUGUGUACGCUUCCAUCCCCGCGUACUCUGAUGACAGACCGGACAUCGGCGCGAAGAUGACGAGGAAGACGAGACUAACGGAUCGGUAGCUAAAAAACAAUCAAUCUGUAUAUUUUCCCGAAGAAGACGAGGAGCACGCAUCCUGCCAAUGUUUGCGUUUGUAUUCGCGCAUCUCCGAGAGUGCGGAUUCUGUAUGGGAUAAGUGCGGCCGAGGAAUAUAUCGUCGACGGUAUUAAUUAAGGAAACAAGAUAUUAGAGCAGCGUAACGACAGUGUCUCGCCGCUGCGAAACUUGAAAUUGCACUAUAAGAAGAAAUUUUAGAGAUUCUAUCUGCUGUGUUGUUAUUGAAAAAAAAAGUAUUGCUGAAUCAUAAUACAUAAUGUUCAUCAUUUUACAUCAUGUUCAAGCAUUUCGCGCGUUAUAUCUGCGAAAUCAUAGUAGAUACCUAAAAACAGCUGUUUGAGAGAUUCAUCUCUUCAAGUUCACAUGCGCAAGGACGCAAGAUUCGACCGAAUGAAUGCAAUCGAUGGAUGCACCUUCUCUGGAGAUGUAUACAUUAUUAAACAUAAUAUACAACCAAGUAGAUCUAGGAAGAAAAAAAUGAGCAAAACACUAAAUGGGACGAAGAAGAGGUAGAAGAGAUAGUUCUGAGGAUCCACUCAUUAGAUUAUCGCGUAAAUACGUCGUAGUUAGUUAUCUUUGGGAAGAGUUAAGGCGGUGCAAACAGUUACUUACAGUUUAAAGGAGCCCCGUUCCACCCACUUCAUGAGCUCGAACAGGCCUGAUCCGGAUUAUCAUCAGUGACCAGUCAUUUUUUAUUAUACAUAUCGAUGAAAAGAUACGACAAUACGUAUAAUAUUCAACAUCUCUAGAAAAAGGAAAUGUUUCACAGACUGACGAUCAAGAGGUAGAUGUAUGGACCUAAAGAUCGAAGAACUAAGAAGUUCGAUCGAAACAGCGUGUCGAGCGAACGUAAUUUUGAUUCGAAUAUUAAAAACAAGAAUCGAUCAGCAUCUCGGAAGAGCAAGCCUUUGCUGCCUGUGCAAAGGUUAUCGCUUAACAUACGUGUCAAAUCGAGAAAUAGGAAACAAGUCGUGGUGGCGAUUAAACCGAAACGCCCCUUAAAUGAGUGUAACGAUAUAUUAUUAUAUAUAUAUGCCGGCGCAGAAUGGCAGCGACGCUCCGCAGUCAACGUUCCACAAGUCUUCCAGGUCCGUGCAACGGCCGCUAAAUUAAAACUAAAUUAAAACGUGUAACGUCAACGUCAGGGGGCUCAGAUCGCAUAGUGAAACAAUCGCGCUCGUAAAUCUCAUUAAUCUCCUUCACAAUCUCUCAAAUAAUCGUCACUAUGAAAAUUCAUGGACCACACAAACAUAUCGCGACACCAUAGAAGAAAUGUGAGUCUAAUGAGAAGAAGAGAAACAUAACGAAAAGAGCGAGAGACACACACACACACACACACCUUUUGCCAAUCUUCCGUUCACUUAGAAUACUUAGAUAGACAAUCAUUGAGAGAAAAGAAUUCGAUUGCAGUAUAGACAUGUUUGCGCAUUUUGAGUUUUGAUGUGCGUGCUACGCUACGGGCUAACAUCCUACACACGUUGCGCUAUACGUUCGAUGUAAUUUAUUCAUGCGCUUUCUAUUGCGAAUUCUAUUGCGACGUUCAUGAGCUUCGCAAUGCGUAAUCGUGUCUACGGAAGGAUUGAGAACGAUAUACACAAGGAAAUAAAAAGAAACUCUUUUUGAUCAUUGCAAGAGUGAUGGAAAAAAGAAGGACCAAGACUGCUCAAUUUAAUUCUAUCUCCUAAGCUGCCGUUAUUUGUGAAAAAAAAAUUUCCACGCAACAAUGGCAAACAAAAAAUGUAGCAUAACGAUAUAAUUAAUAAUAUAUUUCCCUUUUGUAUUAUAAACGAAGAAAUACGGAGCCCAAAUUUUAAACCGCGAGUUCUAAUUUAGGCCAAGCGAGACAGAUGUCUAAACCGCAAAUGAUAUCGGUGUCCUGUUAUCGCUGUCGUACAAAUAAACGCACUGGACAUAAUGUAUAUACUAAUCGUGCAAUUCUACCUUACGAAAGUGUUUGACGCAUGCAACCGCUCUGUUAUGCGUGAUCAUCACUCUUUCGAGGAGGCACUGUUUCGCGGCGGCAAAAAAGCUGUUGACGAUGAGUGUGAAUCUACCACGGCAUUAAUCAAAACUAAAAUACAAAAGAGAGGUCUGCGAUUACGAAGAUGGCUAAUCGCGCUACUAGUUUUUCUAUUAACGUCGCUUCUCAUUAUCAACAGCUACAACACCGGUCAAUUUCGGAUUAUCCGAUUCGGAGCAAUGGCCAAACCAACUGCUCAGGAUGUAACAUCCCAGGAAUAUGUAUCGACAGCGUCGAACGUAUACACGCCGAUAGGCAACGGUGGCUUUCUAGUUCGCAACAAAGGAUGUCGGUUACCAGCAAUGGAUCCUUUCGAUCCUGCAGUUCGACGUUUCAUAACAAAAGAUGUGUUCGAAUGCGAGUAUGGAAAUUUUCCACCAUUGAUUGAAUCGAACAAUACCGCGCUAUUCGUUAACCCGCUGGCGUGGAACGAAUUUUAUAACAGCCCGGACGGCAUAAGUUGCUGCUGGCGACCGUUUUGGCGAACAAAAGAUAAUGACAAUACUGUUACGUAUGACACGCAGUGCUAUCCUUUCCAAGAUUCUUGCACUAUAAAUGCCGAAUUCGUGAAGGUUGAAUGUUAUCAAAACAACGAAGUAGUGUACAAGGAUUAUUACGCUUUCCUACCUCGUAAGCCUUCGGUAGAGGAAAGAUGCAAACAGGCGCUGAGGACGGAUCUGUUCCUCGACGAUCGUCUCAGCGUUCUCGUUGUCGGGCUCGACUCGGUCUCCAGGAUGAACUUUCACAGGAUGAUGCCGAAGACCGUGAAGUCGCUUCAGUCCCUCGGCGCCGUGGAGAUGUUGGGCUACACCAAGGUCGCCGAUAACACAUACCCGAAUCUCGUCCCGGUGCUGAGUGGUCUGAAUCAGGACGAGUUGCGGGACCUGUGUUGGCAGAUGCCCAACAAAACUUUCGACGAAUGCCCGCUCUUGUGGAAGAGGUACAGCGCCGCUGGUUACCGCACGGUGUUCGGCGAGGACGCUUACAGCAUGACCACGUUCAACUACUUGAAGCCGGGAUUCCGCGAGCAACCGACGGACUACUAUCUGAGACCGUAUUGCAUCGGCGCCGAGAACGACAUCGGCAACACCCACAAGCUGAACGCCAAUCUCUGCCUCGGUACCCGGAAGACGUUCGACUGCAUGCUGGACUACACCCGCAAAACGGCGAUCGAGUUCUCCACGGAGCUCUACUUCGCCUUCAUCUGGCAAGCGAGUCUCACCCACGAUUACUUCACGUAUCCCCAGCUGGGCGACGACUCCUACCACGAGUUCGUCGAGUACGCGUCGCGGGAGGGUCUGCUGAAUCGCACAGCCCUGAUUCUGAUGAGCGAUCACGGUAUGAGAUGGGGCGACUUCCGGCAGACGUAUCAGGGGAAAAUCGAGGACAGUCUACCCUUCGUCUUCAUCGUCCUGCCGAGAUGGUGGCGCGAGAAGUUCCCGCUGGCUUGGGGCAACUUGCGGAGGAACAGCCACAGCCUCACGACGCCCUUCGAUCUUCACGAGACGUUGACGGAUCUGCUGAGCCCGGAGCUUCUGCGCGAGUCGGUUCUCAAGAGGCGCAUCAAGAAUCAAGCCGCGUUGCCCGUCCCACGUGGCAUCAGUUGGUUCCUACCGGUACCGGACAUUCGUACCUGCGAAAUGGCACACAUAGCGAAUCACUGGUGCAUGUGUCACACCAGUAACGCGGUCGCGUGGAACGAUACCGGCCUGCAGGACAGCGUGUCGUUCCUCGUGAGAGAGCUGAACGACAUGUUGAGCAGGUAUCCGAUGUGCGCGACCUUGAACCUGAAGAUGAUCAAGGACGCGAAGAUGUGGCAGGAUAAGACAGACGGGGCGACGCUGGUGGACUACACGGUGACCGUACAAACCACGCCGGGCGACGCGAUCUUCGAGGGUACGGUUCGCUACAAAGCGGACGACAACAGCCGCAAAUUGGCCGGCUCUGUCAGCAGGUUGAACGCUUACGGCACCCAGAGUGCCUGCGUUGACGAGUUCAACAUGCGUCUGUAUUGUUAUUGUCUCUGAGGUAUGACAUAUCCGAUAGACUGCUCGAGUGAUCAACCUUUUGUAUCUAAUAAUUUAAAUCGAAGCUUGGAGUAAAACAUCCAGACAACGUGCGCGUUUAAAAGACACCCUCGAAAUGUCUUUUAGACGUGGCUUGUCUGGUAACCCCCCACUCCUCUUCUUCCUAGAGUUGGGGUUCAGUUCGAUUAGAUUUCAUUCAAUGGGUUCGGAAGAACCGUCACAGUGUCUCGACAAAUUCCAUAUUUCGUAGGAUAUUGCCACUUCUGUAUUAUUUCCAGGAAAUGAACAACGUUUUUAUAUGUAGGUACAGUUAAAUAAAAUGGCUUGAGUGAUAUCGAGCACCGCGCAAGUCCAUAUUUUCGAGAAUAUCGUAUUUAUGGAGCCUUUAUCAUGUAUCGUGAAUAUUUAUUUAUACAUAUAUUCUUCCAUAUAGCUCUUCGAUUAAUCUAAUCAGGCAAUAAUAGAGAUAUUUACAUUAAAGGGCAGUCUAUCUUGUGUGCAAAACAUUUUUACAAUUUUUUAAAAGAAAAAAAUUAAUGCUUUUGCGCGAUUCCUAACUUUUACAUACGUAUUUAUUAUUACUAUUUUGAGAAUAUAUUUGAAUUUUUAUAGGUCAUGAAUUUUAUAGACGUCAUAAACAUAAUUAUUAUUUUUUGUUUCAAUUCAACGAUGUUGAAGCUUUGCAAAAAAUAUCCUGUCUUCCUGGCACGAGUGAUAAUGACUUCAAUAUUUGAUUCCGAAAAUAGAUAUUUUCGAGCGAUUUAUGCUAACAUUGUAUUGUGAGUAACAGAAUGAUAAUUCGAGAUAUUUGAAGCAAAAAAAAGGAACCAAAUGUUUACUUGAGCUCCUCUCGUUCGGGCAAGAUAAUAAAAAAUUUCUCAAAUUAAGAUAUUAUUAAAUUUCAAUUUAUGAUUUUAACAUUUUUAUUUUUAAUGCAUUUUUAGCAAUUUUUAAUAAAAAUUGCGUUUUUUUUUAAAACAGAAAUAAAAAGAAGAACGACUUUGUAAAUGAUAAGAUUCUAUUAUCAAAGAAAAUAUGUAACAAUGUGCCUAAUUUUCCUAAUAUUUCCACUUUGCAAAAAAUUAUUAUUUCAUUAGAAAGUUUUUAUUUUCAGUAGAACUCGCAGAAUGUUUCGUAAUAUUUGAUAAUAAAAUAAAAAAAUUAUGAAAAAUAAAACUAUAAAACUAUAAAAUUCUAUGCGCUCAUCUGUAUUUUCAUUAACUCUUCGAAUUUUGACUUAAAUCUUUAAGAGUAUACUUUUAGAACUUUAAAUUUCUAAACAAAAUUAAUUAAUAUUAAAAAGAGACUAACUUUUUACCCUCCAAGAUAGACUACUUCCUUGAUGUAGAAUUAUCUAAACGCUCGCUUUGUAUCUCUUUCUUAUUGCGCGCGUUCCUCUCUUCGUUCACUUGCUUGUUUGCUUGCGUCGAGCAAAACAGCUUUGCACUCGAUAAAAAAAUAUAUAUAUUUCAUCUACUAUAAUUUGUAUCAAAAUGACCUAUACUCGUAAUGCGGACUGUUUCGUCAGUUUUUCUUAAGGCUAACAAUAAGCCAAUAAACUUUUAAUAACUGUAAGCUUGAUAUGUAAUGACAUAUAUUACGGCGGGCAAUUCAGUGACCAAUCCGCCGACUCUCUAUAUACAAAUAAAGAUAUUUUACUAUUUUUUUUAUGAGUGUAUUUCAUCAAACCAUUCUUUCACACGGUUACGGCUGAAAGUUAAUUAUUAAGACAUAUUAUACACUCGUUUGAUCACCGUAAUUAUUUCGAAUGUUUCUGCAGAUUUUAUACCCAAAAGUGAGCAAUGUAGCCUACUCUAUGACAAUAUUUAUAAAACGUAUGUUUCAUUAGAACACAUUCUACAACUUGUAUUUAUUUCUGAUUUACUCUCGAAUUUCUGAUCCAGGAAAAAAUAAUAUAUCCUUAUUUUUUGUAAUAAUUUUAUAAUAGACUUUACUUAUAUCAAUACUAUAAUAAAUUACACGUACAAGAUAUUACCACUUAAAAUGCAUAGAUAUAUUUGAAUUAAAAAAUUGGCUACAAAUGUAUCGUAUGUUUAUUAAUCUUAUUAUGGUACUAUAUUCAUUAUAUAUUUUGCUGAUGUUCAUAUUCAAAAUUUCUUUGCAGUUGCAAAGAAAUCUCAUGUGCUUAUGCCAUUGUAGGAUGUCUGCUUUUUAUAUUAUUAAUAACACCAACAAGAUACUAUUAAAAACCGACAAUUUUAUAUUUAGCGUGACUGUUUAGCAAUUGCUAAAAUUUAAGCAAUUAGUCAAUAUGUUAAUUUUAUGGUUUGUUAUUAGACCAAUGUUUUUUAAACGUGUACACAUAUACUUACAACUUGCUAAUAGUUAAUUUUAUUUAACACUGUAUUUUUAUGAUUGCCAUCCGUGUUUGAUUAUCCAUAAAAAUGAUA